UACAGUAUAGUUUUAGCCUUUUUAUGUACAGUUUUCUUUAAUGUGUCCUUCAAAGAUCUAAACCAUUAUCCAUUCAUAUUCAAAACAAAUCAAAUUCCAUUUUCUCAACCGAGAAAAGAAAAAGAAAGAUCUCAGCUUUCUUCUUCUUCUUCUUCUGAUCAGUAAUUUUUCUGUCCUCAAUGGAAUCACACACCGACGGGAACCCAUUUUCCGGCGAGCUGGCCGGGGAAGAAGACGAUAGCGGGGAGUUUAGCGAGGAGCGGAGCAGUCUUUUGGAGCUUCAACUCUCAUCGAAUUCAUCAGAUCAUUCAACGAACAAACCAAGAAUUUUCUCAUGUAAUUAUUGCCAAAGAAAAUUCUUCAGCUCCCAAGCAUUAGGAGGCCAUCAAAAUGCCCACAAGAGAGAAAGAACUUUAGCCAAACGAGUUCAGAAAUUCGAUUGGGCGGCGGCGGCGAUUCCACUCCACGGCGGCGCGUUUGAUCGACGGUCGUCGUCGUCGUUGGGACUUCACGCUCACUCUCAACAAAUACAAAAGCCACCUACUGUUGGGUUGUUUUUUGGUGGGGCAGCAGCACCCAGUGGUUCUCAGUUGUGGCCAAGGCCAAUGUUUAUGGGGCAGCAACCGGCGGUGGGGCGGUUGACGGCCGAGCUUGGUGGCCGGAAUUUUGGAAGAUAUGAUGACGUGGCUGAGUGGACGGCGAUUGGAACCUCAAACGCCGGUAAUAAUAAUAACAGUAAUAUUGUUCAUUCUCAAACGAAACAGGAAAAGGAUCAGAACAAUUUCUUAGAUUUAUCUCUUAAACUCUAACUUCAAAACAAAUUAUUAUUAUUGUUGUUACUAUUAUUAUGAUUAUUGUAAUUCAGUUUAUCCUAAUUGUUAGGUUAAUUAAAUUGUUCUUUUUAACUUCAUAUAUGAAGUUGUGUUUGUUUAAUUAGUGGUAUAUUUAUGAAUUUAUUUAGUGAAAAAACUACAUUAUUAGACUGUUUAGAACUACGGAUUUUGGAGUUUUACAUUAUUGUUGGAUCUGGGAAAUUAAUAGUUCCAAAUGUAUUUAA
Molecule: messenger RNA, 1057 nt
Organism: Cucumis sativus (cucumber)
Lineage: Eukaryota; Viridiplantae; Streptophyta; Magnoliopsida; Cucurbitales; Cucurbitaceae
Product: zinc finger protein 1
Exons: 1
Coding region: 180-809 (209 amino acids)
Biological process (GO): negative regulation of abscisic acid-activated signaling pathway
Source: RefSeq, a predicted model, not a curated record